This is a messenger RNA of Brassica oleracea var. oleracea, 401 nucleotides long. RefSeq lists its product as uncharacterized. Lineage: Eukaryota; Viridiplantae; Streptophyta; Magnoliopsida; Brassicales; Brassicaceae. The record is from RefSeq and is a predicted model, not a curated record. The coding region runs from base 128 to 358 and encodes 76 amino acids. The transcript is spliced from 3 exons.
UAGACAGAAGAGGACGCGUCUUCUUUGUCUAGUUCUCCGAUCAGCGUGCGUGCGUGCGUGCGUUGUCACUUUGGUAAAAUAGCAGAGAAGACAAGCGAAGAGAGUCAAUCAACCAAUCUGAUCGGCGAUGGGUUGUUUCAGUUGCAUCAACGGAACGCAAAAGAAGCAGCGUAAGGAAGAAGAGAGACGAGCCUCCGCCGAAGCUCGCGCCAGAGCCGCCGAAGCUGCCAUGCGACGAGAAGAAGAGUUUAAAAAGUCUGCACAUGGAAGGGCUGCACAAGCUCAGUUACAGCAAAUGGCUAAACAAUCUGCUAAUACUAACAAAGGAGAACCUGUUCUUAAGUGGCAAAUGACAUAGUGAUGGGACCGGCCUAAUCUCUACCUUACUCAUCCGAUUUGUU